Molecule: messenger RNA, 1731 nt
Organism: Spodoptera littoralis (African cotton leafworm)
Lineage: Eukaryota; Metazoa; Arthropoda; Insecta; Lepidoptera; Noctuidae
Source: the annotation of a GenBank genome assembly
AUGUCUUCUCUUAUUGAAUUACGUCCUAACCGACGACUUUUGGAUCAUGAUUUUGAAGGUUACAAGCUAAAUUUACAAGCUUUACCACAUUUUUCUCAUGAACUGCUUAUGCCGGUCGACAAAGUGUAUCCAGAUGAAGUUCAGUACUCGUUUGUCCACGCUAAACUAUUCGCACUACAUAAUCAUUUAGUUUUAGAUUAUUGGGACUACGUACUGAAUUACUAUUACAUUGACAAACAACAAAAAAUACGUCGUGUUUGUUUCGACAACACAAAUCAAUCGUUCCAUAACCAAGUUGUUUACGACGUGCCCGCACAUGUUGAGAGGACGUCUGGCCACUUCAACCUCUGUUUGUCUUUCCCAUCAGAUAGUGUAGCCGUAGUCAGUGACGGGACAGGAUAUUUGCACAUAGUUGAUACAGGCGCAAGAAAUCGCCCCUGUGGUAGAAACCAAACAUGGCAAACAGCUCAGUCAAGUCUGAUUCUUGGUGAAGGCAAAUAUUUCAUUAUAAUGGACUCCAGAAUGCAAGAAAAAGACAAUGUAGAGACGUUACACUGCCUUCUCCAAUCGGUUGAGCAGAAUGAGUCACACUUUGACUCUGUACUUACAUGGGUCACUUUUGACAAAGAUGACGAAGAGUGGAAGCAGAUGAGUUUCAGACAAGUACAAGGCAAAGGCAUUGUGCACUAUGCUGCCAUAGAAACAAGUUGUACUGCACUGUACAUUGCUUCUGACAACAUAUUCAAGUUCACCUACGAUUCUGAGAAGGAAAUUGUUGCACCAUCCACAGAGUCACCUCGGACUGUCAUCUACACAUGGCUCCAGACAACAGAAGACAUCACAAUUACUUUAAAACUUGAGUCCAACUUUAACAAAACACUUCUGAUUGUAAGUGUUACACCAUUGCACAUAAAGCUGAGCUACGCUGGCAAGACUUUUGUUGAUGGAAAACUGAAGCACAAAGUGGACAGUGAACUAACAACAUGGAACAUUCAAGACAAUGGCCAGGUUGAUGUUCUCCUGACUAAAUCUGAGAGCAUGAUGUGGGAAGACCUGGUUGAGGGUGGAGACCCCAAUGGGGAGCAAAUUAUGGAUGCCAGCUUAGUAGAGGAGGCACACAGACGGCUGGCUCAUCUGUGUGCUGAAACUGAAGUAAUGGCUGACUCUGCUGUACCUGGAUUGUCUACACAGGAGUUAGAAGAAUGUGAUGCAGCAUCUGAGGAGGAUACAGUUAUGGUGAGACUGGAUGCAACAACUCACAGUGUGACACACAGAGCACCACUCAGUGUCCAUCAAUACUUAUUUAGCAUCAAAAUUGAAACGCAAGAAGUGCCAGCCCUGGCUCUAAGACAUGAUGUGGAUGCUUGCAUCUGGCAACCCUAUGCACAACUAGUAAACACCAGCACAUGGCCAGUGAAGCACCAGGGCUCUCUCAGUGCAUUUGGCUAUGUGCAAUCAUCAAAACAAAACAGGAAGUUUGUGACAUGCCCUCCUAACUUCUCGUACAGUGUUGUAUGUGAAGCUACCAGGCACAUAUUCAUAUAUCAAACCAACAGUAGCCAAGACUGUCAACUCAGGAAGAGGACCGGAGGCACCAUGAGGACCAUAAAAAUUGGCCAACAACAUGUAUUUAAUAUUGAUAAAUAUGGAGAAGUACUAGGAAUCAGUGCCACCAAUGAGUAUUUAUUUAUAUUAACAGAUACCCAUUUAGUAGCUAUACAAAUACAGUAA